Molecule: messenger RNA, 4120 nt
Organism: Sipha flava (yellow sugarcane aphid)
Lineage: Eukaryota; Metazoa; Arthropoda; Insecta; Hemiptera; Aphididae
Product: neuroligin-4, X-linked-like
Exons: 11
Coding region: 1-3753 (1250 amino acids)
Biological process (GO): neuron cell-cell adhesion; modulation of chemical synaptic transmission; synaptic vesicle endocytosis
Cellular component (GO): postsynaptic membrane; synapse; cell surface
Molecular function (GO): signaling receptor activity; neurexin family protein binding
Source: RefSeq, a predicted model, not a curated record
AUGGGCGGCGGUGGCGUCGGCGGAACGGCAGCGCUGGCCCUGGUGCUGUUGACGGCCGCGGCGACCGCGGUGGUGGCCGCGGUCGGCGCGCGGGCCGAAGUGCUCGGGUACACGGACACGGUGUGGCUGGACCGGCAGGGACCGCUCAAGGGACUGGUGACCACGGUGGGCGACGGCGAGCAGCGGCUGGACCGGGUCGAGGUGUACCUGGGCGUGCCGUACGCCGCGUCCCAGGAACGGUUCAUGCCGCCCGGCGAGUCGCCCACGUGGUGUCCGAAAGCGGCGGACGGGUCGUUCGACAGGAGCCACUGCAGGCCGCUACGCGCCGAGUACCUGAAACCGGUGUGUCCGCAGCGGCCACCCGACAUGCUGGUGGCCGGUUCCAAUAAGCGGCUGUCGGUUAUCCGGCAGAACUUCCUCAAGCGCAUCACACCGUACAUGGGCAACCAGAGCGAGGACUGCCUGUUCCUCAACAUAUACGCGCCGCACGAAGCAAAAAACGAUAUGAACGACGGUACGGGCUACGAAUACAAAACGACGAAGAAGACUAAAUAUGCGGUGAUUAUGUUCAUUCAUGGGGAAUCGUUCGAGUGGAACUCUGGCAACCCGUACGACGGUUCCGUGCUGGCCAGCUACGGAAAAGUUAUUUUUAUUACAAUUAACUAUCGCGUAGGCGUUUUAGGUUUUUUGAAGUCCAACGGUGGAGACAUUCCGGCGAGCAAUUUUGGCUUGUUAGAUCAGAUGGCCGCCUUGGAGUGGAUUAAGAAUAACAUACAAGCGUUUGGCGGCAAUCCAAAUGCGGUGACAGUGAUGGGACACGGUACCGGUGCGGCUUGCACGAAUUUUCUCAUGAUGGCGCCACCGGUCAAUAACAAUAAUCUCUUUCAAAGGGCAAUACUGAUGAGCGGUUCAGCGUUGUCCGACUGGGCGUUGGUGAAAAAUCCGAUAUUGAACACUAUUCAAGUCGGUCAGUCGUUAAACUGCGGACCCGGAGGCAACGAAAAGUUUUUUGACUGUCUACGAAGAAAGCGUUUCACAGAUUUAGUGUCAACCAAAAUGUACUUGCCACCAUUCGUCACUGUGUUCGGUCCAAUGAUCGAUGGCGUGAUGAUCACCAAUGAACCAUUGCCGUUGUUAAAAGAGCAUAAGAACCUUAUGAACAACUACAAGAUCUUGGCCGGUGUGACGGAAUACGAAAGUUAUCAUUUGUUAGAUAGCAUUUCUUUAGUGCAUGGCAUGCUGGAGAAUGAACAGCACAAAGUGCUGUUGGACUACAUGAAAGCCAAAUUCGAGCUCUUUCCGGAACUUACGCUUACCGCUACUCUAGCUCAGUAUUCCGACCGAGAUCGGGCGUGGACUUCAUCCGGAGCUCUGGAAAACCGUGACACCCUGUUGGAGAUCCUCAGCGAUGCCAUGGUAUUGGCACCUCUCGUUCAGCUGGCUGACAUCCAGUCCGAAGUCAACGAAAACACGUACUUUUAUGUGUUUACUCAUCGAAGUACGUUUAGCGAAUAUGACGUGGUGAAAAAGAGUAUAAACGGUGAAGACUUACCGUACGUUUUAGGCGUACCAUUGGGUGGGAACACGAUUCAUCUCAAGACGCAAUACGACCAGAAAGAGAAAAGGUUGUCCGAAACGAUUAUGACUUAUUGGAGCAAUUUCGCUAAGACCGGGGACCCGAACUCCGGGAGGAAAUCGUAUCAGAACGAAUGGAAGACCGCGAACAACGUGCGGUGGCCGAAGUACAACACCGUAAACCGCGCGUACUUGGAACUAAAUCUGACUACUCGGACACGGAUGAACUACAGGACGGGCAAGUGCCGGUUCUGGAACGUGGAACUGCCGCAGCGGAUCGAGGAAAAACGACAGAAGGAUGCGGAACAGUCCAAGCCGCAGCAGCCUGCAACUUAUGACGUGCCACCGUUGCCCGCGCGACCGAAGGAUCCUGAGCCGCCGCCGCCAUGGAUCGAACGCGAACCAAUAUUCAGUCUGCCGACCGCGAUGCCGGACGACUCGAUGCUAAGGCCCGGCGAGUACCCGGACGAACCGAACCCCGGUGAAGAGCCGUCCGCGGAACCGUCGGACAAGCGGGCGCCGCACGAAAGCACCGCGGCCGUCGCGGAGGAGACGGCCACGUCGUCGUCGUCCGCGGUCGUGUCGCUGAUCAUCAUCAUCGGCAUCCUGUUCCUGUUGGUGAACGUGUGUGCGUUUGGUGGCAUCUACUACCAGCGCGACAAGUUACGGGUGCGCGAGCGCUUGUUCAACAACCGGUUCCGGUGUGGCGGCGCCAACACCAGUCACACGUUCGACGACGACAACGACGACGAUGAGCACCAGCGGCACCGCGGCGGUGACGAGCGCGACGUGUACACCAAGACCGGCGGCGAUACGGUGGACGUGAAUAGGUUCAACAAGAGCCAGGCGUACGAUUCGGUGGCCGUGGCCAGCGUCAAGCCUGAGGCGAUCGGCGGCAAGCGGCUGGGCAAGUGGGCGGAGAUAUCGAGGCAGAGGAGCAGCAGCACGUUGACCAUGGACCCGCACACCCGGGUGAAGGAGUGGAUAAACACGGAGAUCAUACAGAGGUACUCACCGAGGAUCCUGCGACGACAGCGCAGGGAGGAGAAGAAAAGGCAAUUGGUGUGCGCUGAGGACCCGCUGACCACGAUGAUGGCCGUAGAGAAAGCCCCCGCUGCGGCGGCGGUCGUGGCCGAUGCGAAAGCCGCCGAGAAGCAGAGAAACAAAGUGUCCGUUGCCAUAGACGCCACGCCGGCGGCCAGAACGAUUAGCGUGUUGAAACAGACACCGAUCGAACUGACCAAGUCCAUGGACGCGAUGGUUGUCUUGGAAAGAUUCGAGUUGAAACCUUCGCUGUCGUUGAGUUCCAUCAACAAGAAAACGCUGACCAGGAGCGACGCGCUCAACGAUUCGGACGAUUUGUUAUCGUCGCAGGACACGUUACACAAGAGUUCCACUAGCAUUCAAUUAAAACCGGCGACAAAGGAAAAAAGACCAGGCAUUAAGGUCACCCACGGUUACUCAAAGUCGGAACCCGCACAAGAUACACCGAAAGAACCGCUUUACAGCCAAGUGUGCAAGCCGUCGAAGACGUUGGUGGCCACAUCGUCGUCGAAGAACACGAGCUUCGAGUCGAGUUCGCACUACGAAGACAUAAACGUCACUUCCAAGGAGUACGCGUCGAACGGCGCGGGCAGCUGUCCGGAGGGCGUGUGCAGGAUCAGGUAUCCGAAAGUGUUGCCGGACUUCCCGGGGGUGCCCACGGAGAGGAGGUUGUCGUUACCGCCGCCGAUGGGUGUCACGGCCGAAGGCGGCGGCGCGGCGAAAAUACCUCCACCGCCGCCACCCCGGAUAUCGUCCACGUUGGGUCGGAAGAGACCGGAUAGGGCGGAGACGAUCGGCCACGGGACGAAGGUGGCGGUGCCGUUCGGCAAGCAGCUCCAACCGGACUCGAUACCCGAGGAACACAGUUCGCUGGUGGUGCCGUGCGUGCCGAACAAGGUGUGUCCUGCCGCCACGUCGCCUGUCAGGAAACCGGUCGAGCCCAGGAUCGUAAUCAGAGCGAACUCGACGCAGCAACAGAAACAACAGCAACAGCACCAUCAGCACCAACAGCAAUCCAAGAGGACAAACAUACCGCGAGUGGUGCACCCACAGAACGCCGGCAGGAGCGACAAGAACGCGGCGGCCGGUACGGAAGUGGGGGACACGAGCACCAUCAAGAGGAGAAAGAAAUGACGGGCCGCGGUCGUCGCGGUAACCGUACGGUUAGUCGUCCGAUCUGAUCACGACGUGUCGUGUACAAAAACAGCAGUUUUUUUUUUCCUAUGAAACUUUUGUACGUCCAUAAUAAUAAUAAUAACUAAAAUAACGAUAUCAACUAUUUAAAAACUGUACCGCGUGCGUGUAUUUUUAUACGUAUCGAGCACGCCGUUCGUAUAACGCAUAGUGAUGGUGUCUGCAUCAUAUUUUUUAUUUUAAAAAACUAUUUUUUUUUCCUAUAGAAAUUGAAACGUCGAGGAACGUUUCUUUUGAAUACGUGCCCUACCUCGAUCAGUUGUUUUAUGUGGCCAUAGAAAAUAGAUAUUAUUACAUUUUCGUUGUA